Pomacea canaliculata is the source of this 7208-nucleotide messenger RNA. RefSeq names its product glutamate receptor-interacting protein 2-like. The record is from RefSeq and is a predicted model, not a curated record. NCBI's taxonomy places the organism in Eukaryota, Metazoa, Mollusca, Gastropoda, Architaenioglossa, Ampullariidae. Gene Ontology annotation, molecular function: protein binding. Gene Ontology annotation, biological process: neurotransmitter receptor transport, endosome to postsynaptic membrane.
UGUAAGAGGGUGUGCCAACUAUUCAGCAGUUUUUGGGGUUUUUUAUUGGUUGUUGUUGGAAGGUCUGCUUACACAAGAGUUGGCAGCAGUUCCAGUGGGACUGUAGCUGAGGUCACAGGAUUUCUAAACAUUCAGGCUUGUGUUUGUGAAGGCUUUUUCCCUCUAAAUGAUCACGGGGAGAUAGAAGCUAUAAGACUGUAGUUGUCUCUGUGCUUCACGUUUCCUGAGUAUGGACUAUGAAACCAUAUGAAACAGCCACUUCUGGCAGGCUGCCUUAUGAGUUGGGAACUGGAUUGCAUGGAGCUGAAGAAGAAAAACGAGGAGUUGCAGUAGUAGAGCUACACAAGAAGGAAGGAUGUGGCCUUGGCUUAACUGUCUCAGGUGGGGAAGACAAAGGAAGCAGAGCUCAGGUGUAUGACUUACGCCCAGGCAGUAUUGCACAUCGAUCAGAUGCCCUUGUUAUUGGAGACUACAUUUUGUCAGUCAAUGGAAUUCGAACAUCAGGACUCAGACAUGAAGAAAUAAUAAACUUGCUGAAAAAUGCUGGAGAAAAAGUGUGUCUUGAAAUUGAAUAUGAAAUCCCAGAAAUAAUCCCUUCCUCAGCAAAUGUUCAGACUCGACAAUGGGAUGUCACUCUCGACAAGGAGGGCCCUGGUUACGGGUUCACAUUACGUGGUGGCAUGAAAGUAGAGAGCAUGAAGGCCCAUCCCCUGACUGUGGUAGCUGUCCGGCCAGGCAGCCCAGCUGAUCGGGAUGGUCACAUAAAGGUUGGAGACCGAGUGAUCCAGGUGAAUGGUUACAAGGUGACGCACCUGACACUGGCAGAAAUGUGGGGACUUCUCCAGCACUGUGGAAGCCAGACAAUAUUCACAGUUGCAUAUGAUGUUGCAAUCAUGGAUGCAGUGGAGAAUGCGUCAGGUCCCCUGCUGGUCGAGAUUGACAAAACACCUGGUUCAGCACUUGGCAUUGAGCUAUCUCAGAGUACCUACCAGAGCAAGCCAUGCGUCUGUGUGGAGAGCGUUAGAGCAAUGAGUGUUGCGGACAGGAGUGGUGCACUUCAUGUUGGAGACCAUAUUCUGGCAAUAGACGGUGCCAGUGUGGAGCAUAUGUCUGUUGCUGAAGCAACUCAGCUGCUGAAAACGGGAGCAGAUAACUCCAUCACUCUAGAGAUUCUUCCAGUCACCCAUUUGCAGCACUGUGUCUCGCGAGAAGCUCUAAGCAGGACAUCACUUGUUCCAUCCUUGUCUUCUGUGACACUGCCUAGCAUGUCCCCAUCUGUGUCACUGCACAAUGGCAUUACCACCCUGCCAACAUACAGCUCACAGGGUCCUUCAGUUUCUGCCAUUGCUCACUUUGCUACGCUAGGGUCCAGAAGCUCUCGCAGCUGUAUGCUCAGCAAAGCAACAUGGCCGUGCAUGGACAGGAAAGUCAACUCUUGCAUGUCAGUAGUGUCAACAGCCACAUCAGUUCGCACAGCCAACAACCAGGUAUGUCAUGUGGAGACCAUGGAGCUAAUGUUGUUUGGUGAUGCCAAGGGUUUGGGCGUCACACUUGAAGGGGGGAUCUUCUCAACCGCAGUUCUCUCCCACCCUCCUAUUAUUAGUGUCAUCGAACCUCGCAGUGCUGCAGAGAAAUGUGGGGUCAUUCAAGAAGGUGACAGAGUCUUGGCUAUCAAUGGCAUGGAGACAGUAGAAAGGACUUUUGAAGAAGUCAGCCAGUACCUGCGGGAAUCAAAGCCUCGGUGCAUACUUGAGAUAGAGUUUGAUGUUGCUGAAUCUGUCACUCCUACAUGUGGAACUUACACAGUCAAGUUAGCCAAACGGUCAGGUGGGACAGGUAUCACAGUUGGAGGACGCCGCAGACCAAAUGACCCACUGGUAAUAACAGAUGUUAGGCAAGGCAGCGUGGCAUACAGGAGUGGCUCCAUCCAGCCAGGUGACAAAUUAUUAGCCAUCAAUGAUGUGCGACUGGACACGUGCACUGUCGAAGAUGCCACGCACCUUCUUGAACUUCCUGAUGACAUUGUGAAGCUGAAACUGGAACGUGACAAUCCAGAGGAAGGCAGUGAGGACUGUGUGACAUACACUGUGCAGCUGCAGCGACAUGGAGGCCCUCUUGGCAUCACUAUCUCUGGAACAGAGGAUCCCCUUGACCACAUUGUCAUCUCUGAGCUGACAUCAGGAGGCCUAGCAAAAACUGGUGCAAUCCAUGUUGGUGACCGGCUUCUUGGGAUCAAUGACAGUACCACCAAGAAUAAGCCACUCUCUGAAGCCAUACGAAUGCUGCAGAGUGCUGGCGACAUCGUUACAUUGAAGAUUGCCCGACCGUUUGCAUCCAGCAGCGGCAAGCCAGUGAGUGGCGCCUUGCGUGAGCAUGAAGACUCCAGCAAGCCCUCCACACCCAUCCCCAGUAUAGACAGUGCUAUGGAAUCCUGGGAUGGUUCAGGCCAGGAUGUAGGUGGUGUGUUGGCAGUAGUCACCAUCAGGCUCUUGUGGUUGCAGCACCAAGGUCCAAUCGUCUCAGCGUUGCUGGCUCUGACAAGCGCCUUUCCCACAACUCCAUGGCACUAGAAGGCAGUGGGGAGGGAAUGGCCGAUGUUCGUAUUUCUGAUGAUGAAUGGGAUGAUGGUGAUGACACUGAUGAUAAUGCAGAGUGCGCUGCAAGCCAUCCCAGUGAGGCCAGUAGCUUUGAUGCAGAUGAAUGGGCACGUACCCUCGGAGACCUUGAUGCCACAUCAGGGUCAGAGAUGCUGCGACAAAUCAGUGCAAGUCUUCGACAGCGCAGCACUUUCAGCCUCGACCGCCGCUCCAACACUUCAGACUCCAAGCAACGGUCUGACAGGCAAGGUCAAAGCACCUCUCAAGCUAGCAGAAGUAGCAAGUCACAAGACGGUCUACACAGGUAUAAUGAAAAGUCCAAAUCACUGCCUGGAAAAAGCCGUACUAUUGACCAGCAGUUGCAGACCAUUUUCACGCCAACUCCCAUACAGCUCCAGCGGGUGACCAUAGAGAAGUCCAGUGCUGCCCAGGACUUUGGCUUUAGUUUAUCUGAUGGAAUGUAUGAGAAGGGUGUUUAUGUCAGUGCUGUCAGAAUAGGAAGCCCAGCUCAUAGCGCUGGUCUUCGCAGUUUUGAUAGGAUAUUGCAGGUAAAUGGCACAAAAACACGUGACUUUGAUUGCUGCAUGACUGUACCCUUGAUCGCAGAGGCUGGCAACAACUUACGCAUGGUGAUUUGCCGCAACCCUCUUCUCCGUCCAGGCCCGAGGCAUAACAGAUUCUGAUGUAGGUGACAGGUCCAAUAACAUAUCCGGAGACUUUAAGGCUUCAAACAACCAAAAACAUUGUGAACUAUUAUCAAAAGGAAAAACCUGAGGUUGUCAGGAUUACAAAAAGUGGGUUUUUUUCUUGAUUAGGGCCUAAUGUGUGACAAAAACUCCUUUAUUGUGUCAAAGGACUUUUACAAAGAAGAAAGCAUCAGAAAUAAGAAAAAAGAAAUGUCUUUAGCUGCAAAACAUGUGGCCCUUAGGUUCAUCAUGGAAGCUCAUUUACUUUGUUUUGACUUUUAUAAACAAGACCUUUCCCCACUCUAGUGGUGGUACAUACCAAGCAAUAAACAUGUUUGUCAUUGUGUUUGUUUGAAGUAUUUAGUGAGUUUGUUUUUUUUUUCUCUUUGUUUCCUUGUUAAAGGCUCACAACUGUAAUAGGCAAGUAUCUGCUCCCACAGAUUUGAAAAGCGUGGGGAGACAAGUCCAUCUAUAUAUUUUUGCUUUCUGCGUAGGCAUCUAGAUAUUUGACCAUAGCAUCAAAUCAUGGAUGGGGAAUUCGUAACAGAAUUCUGUGUGUGUGCAAGUGCAUCUCCAAGAUGUCUUUAUUUGACAGAUCAUUGUUUAAUCACGAAUUUAAAAGUUUUUGGAAGUUAUUUUAGCAAUAAUUAAUUCACGAUAUUCCCCAUCAAUGAUGGAACAUAAUUUUUUAGAUUGGUUUUUGCACAUUUUGUAAGGUUGUGCAAUUCUAGUUUUUGUUUCUAUUUAUUUUUUUUCAUUCACAUCCAUGUUUCUAAGGUUGCUAUUCCUUUGUUUUUAAUGAGGACCAGAAUUCAUGAGCAAAUGUCACGCUCAUGCAUGAACAUGAAAGCUAAUUUGCUUUGUUGUACCUAGUCACAUACUGUAAUACAUUUUCAGUGUGUUAUUAGAACUGUUGCAGUAUUGCAUUGUUUUGCCUAGUUGCUUGCAAUGAUUCAUUUUGCUAGAGACUGCGGAUCAUUCUAGAAGCCAAUGAAAAUGGCAAGUGAGGAUUUUAACCAUCUGUCUGCUAAGACUUAAGUACACAUUAACACCUUGCUCUGAAAUUUGUGUGAGGAAUAUAUGCAGUCAGAACCAGGUCAAAGCAAGUGUAUAAAUUGAGUUUUCCUGUGUUUUCUGCACAUAGAUUUUAGCUUGGAUGUUUCUUAUUAUAAUUGAGUAUUACUCAGUAGCCAUUUGACCACUCUGUAAGUACAUGCAAUUCACUUUGAGAAGGGUAGGAACAUUUUCGUGGUCAAGGAUUUUAAUCUAUUUUUUGAAAACUUGAACAAGAACCUGGAAGAAAGAAAUAUUAUUUAAUGUCUGCCAUUUAUUUUUAUUUUGUAAAUUUUUACCUUUGACUCUGAGCUGUCGUGAACAGAAGACUGACAGCAUUGAUGAUUACCAUCAUCUUAACAGUUUUUCUCUGUGCACAUUUUAUAGAGAAGAGUUUGAAUUUGAUUAUCAGCGAUUAUCUCAAUCUGUGCAUAAGUUAUGGUGAUACGUUAUGGAGACAGCAUUUUUGCAAUAUUGAUGCACAAGAAUAUUUUAGGUUUAAAACUUCAGAAAAUACCCUAAAAUCUGGGUGUUCUGGUUAUGGCUUUCUAGGUGACAGUAUUUCUGUAGUUCAUUAAAUGCUUGGAAUUUAUAUUUUUGAAGCAAAAAUAAGUUUUCCUACAGUGGGCUGACAUUAACAACUGUGGUAAAGAGUCUUUAAUGUGCAUUCUCUGUACGUCCGAUUUCUUUGUUUUAUUUUGUUGGCAUAUGCAUGUGAUAUCAGUGACAGCUUCAACAGAACUUUUCACAUUAGGUUGUAAUGACUAUGUGAAUCUUAUUCCCUCCAGAUAUUUCUCUGCCUUUGUGUGUGUGUGUUUUCACAUGUGUGCGCAUGUUAUUUAUGGUUGUUGAAUGCAAAGGAUUGAUACUUUAAGAUUUUAGCUUCUUCCAUCCAGCUCUAGCAUCUAAUACUGUUAUACUGAAACUGUACCAUUGGUUUGUUGAUACAUGUACUAACAUUAUGCAGCAAGUUUUAUAUGCAAUAUUAACUCUUACAGAGUUUGUCGUCUUUCGGAGAAAUAGUUUAGCAUGCCUUCAGCUUAAGAGUUUUGUUAUCAUUCCUUCUUAUUCUUUGUUAUGAAAUUUUGGUCUUUUCUUGAAAACAUUUACUGUUACAAAAUGCCUGGAUUUGUAUAUGUAUUUAUAAGAAUUUUUUUCUGAGCUUCACAAGUUAAGCACAAACUGUCAUAUACUGUCUAGACGUGAUAUUCUUAAGAGAUCAUUUUUAUUUGAGAGGCCAGCUUUAAUGGGUACUAAGUUGGUGUGAUGUUGCAGAUAUUUUUUCUAAAGCAAUAGUGAUUGAAAAACAUGACAAACCACAGUUGAGAAGUGCAAGGAAGGCUGUAAAGCUCAAAGAUUUUAUAAGUGAGCAUGUGAAAUGUCAGCUGUCUUUUUGGGGGUAGUUUUCCAAGCACAGCAGUUUCAGCAAGCAAAAAGCUAUGCAAUUUUCUUUCUUCAGUGUACAUGCUAGGUUUUUUAAUUUCGCUAGCAUGAUGCAGGGAAGAUUCGAGGGGGCUUAGAAACUGAGCUGAAAAUUGUGUCAACAAGAACAGAUUUAAGCGUCAAAAUUAAGAUAUUACAUUCUUCUUAGAACUGAUCCACUGAAACUGCCCAAACUAUGCCCAUGUUUAAAGGAAGCAACUACAUGUAUAUGAACUAGCAAUGAGAUUUACUCAUGUACAUUGUUCACCAUUUGCUGCUCACAGGCUUUUGCAUAAUGUGGUUUCACCAUCUAGACCUCUUCCUCUGACCCCUUUCUAAAAUACGUUAUACUGUAGUUCCAUGCCUGUGUGAAAUGUGGUACAGAAUGGCUGCAGGUUUUAUUGGGAAGAUUUUCACUCAUUUUAUUAUUGUGGUCACGAUGAUAGAGUUGAACUCUAUGCUGGUCAUAGCUUCAGUGCUACUGGUUACCAAUUGUGUGUUAUAAAGUCAUCUAAAACUUCAGGACAUCAGAAGAUCAGUAUUAAUAAUGCAAUAAUAGUCUUUUCUUAUACGCUUUUGAAGAAGUGUUAGGCUGAAAAUAAAAUUAAGAAGUUGAAUGCACAUGUAGUCAUUAAGUUCAGUAGCCACUUUUGGCCAAAUUUAAAAUUUUUAUCUGUUGCAGAAAUAACCUACAGCUCUAGGCAGUCACAAUAGAACUGAUACCAAACAUUGUCAAGAACAUUGAAACCUUAAUGAUUAAUACUCAAUUGCAUUAAAGAUUACAUUAUAUGUAUAUCAGUCAUCUAAAACAGUUUUUUCCACAAGUUACAUCACAUCGUGGGAGCUGUGCUGGGCGAAUCCCACUUUUGACACCUUAGUGUGUCCAAGAUUAUUAUAACAGCAGAAAUUAUGUGACUAAGUGAACCCUACUAGUAGACAUGAAAGUUUAUUUUCCCGUAAGGAUGUGUGGUCAUGACAGAACAGCAAUCUUUUCAAAAUACCUCUAGCUUUUUCAAAGAAUGUGAUUAAUAAGGUAACUAUUUAAGAAAUAAUAACAUUUCUGACAUUUACGAAAUGUACAUACAUGUACUUUUAAAUAGUCAUGUUAUGAUCAUUUCAAGUAAUUCAUUUUAUUUUACAGCCAAGUAAAAGAAUUUUGCCCUGUAAAGUUGCAUGACACAUUUAUAUUUGCCAAGUGUAUGCAUCCACAUGUGAGAGACAAAAAUGUAUUCAAGCAUUUGUGCAUAUUAUCUCUCCAAAAUUUUAUAAGUGGACAAAGAUAUUCAUGCAAGAGCACAGACUUGCAAACAUACAUUUGUCUAUGAUAUGUUUACAUUAAUCUCUGUACAGCAAUUAACAUUGUUACAAUGCAACUGCCAUGAAGCUCAUCCUUACCAGAACAAUCUUGUUGAACAAAAUGCUGAGAACAGAAAAUAAAUAAAUAGAAGAA